Messenger RNA from Anthostomella pinea, 1140 nucleotides. NCBI's taxonomy places the organism in Eukaryota, Fungi, Ascomycota, Sordariomycetes, Xylariales, Xylariaceae. The record is from the annotation of a GenBank genome assembly.
AUGACCCCGACGACGGCAACGGAGACCAUAUCCGCAAAUGAUGAUACCUCCAUGACCAGACUCCGGCUAUCAUCCGGAAACGGACCAGUCUACCGCGCCGUCUCAAAAGCACCGCUGAGAGAGGCAUACCCCUCCGAGAUCCCCAUCAUCGACGUCUCCGGCAUCUUCAGCGGCCCCGAGUCUGACCGGAUGAGUGUCGCAAGCCAGAUCCGAGACGCCGCCACGAAUAACGGUUUCUUCUACAUCAAGAACCACGGUAUUCCGACCGAGGUGACAGACUGGGCGUAUGAGACGCUGCUGGAGUUCUUCCGGCAGUCGGCCAAGAUCAAGGAGCGUGCCAAUGUGAGCCAGUCCAGGUACUACAACGGGUACAAGCCGCCGAAGUCACAGCGCAUCAACCCGUUCGAGUCAGUCGAUGUGCGUGAGACUUUCUCGUGGACAUAUGACCCAAGAUACGACCCUUCGGUGCCCGAUCCGGCCGCUAUACCGCCGCACAUCGCCAAGUAUCUGCGCUGUGAGGAUUUCCAGUGGGAAGCGACGGCCAAUCUACCUCACCUCAAGGAGGCCAUCGUCGCGUACUGGCGCGCAUGCCUCUCGCUCGCAAGAGCGCUCGUGCGCGCGUUCGCGCUCUCUCUAGACUUGCCAGAAGACUCCUUCCUGGAGAAGUUCACGCACCCGGACGCCGCGCUCGCGUUGAACUACUACCCACCAAUCCCAGUACCGGAAACAACCUCGUCGUCUGAGAACGGGGAGACACAGGUCUCAAUCGGCUCGCACACAGACUUCCAGUUAUUCACAAUCCUAUGGCAGGACGACAACGGCGGGCUGCAGGUGCUGAACCGCCAGGGUCAGUGGAUCAACGCGAAACCCAUCCCCGGGACAUUUGUGGUUAACAUUGCCGACUACAUGGCCCGCAUCACCAACGAUCGGUACGUCAGCACCGUGCACAGGGCGCAGAACUGGAGCGGGAGGGAGAGGAUCAGCAUGCCGUUCUUCUUCGGCUUCAACCUCAACGAGAGCUGCGGGGUGCUCGACAGCUGUCUUGCCGAGGGUGAAGAGAGGAAGUACGAGGAGAUAAGCUGUGAGGACUGGGUGCAGAGGAGGGCAAAGGCGAUGCAUACGACCGAGGAUGCUAAAUAA